AUGGCCGACCAAACUACUUGUUUCCUCAUCCUCCGUUUUCUGGCACUGCUUCUCAUGUCUAGUUUAAGUACUGAUGCUAAAAUUCUCAACAUUACCACAGAUCAAUUUGCUCUUCUUGCCUUGAAAGCUCAUAUUUCUUAUGACCCUUACCAUAUUCUGACAACAAAUUGGUCCUCCAGUACUUCAGUUUGCAAUUGGGUCGGUGUCACCUGUGGUUCCAGACAUCAUCGGGUUACAGCCUUGAACCUUUCUAACAAUGGUCUUGUAGGAACCAUUCCUCCGCACAUAGGAAACCUUUCAUUUCUUGUCAACCUAAGCAUCUCGAACAAUAAUUUUCAUGGCUCACUGCCAAACGAAUUGUCUCAUCUUUAUCGCUUGGAACUCUUGCAUUUCAGACACAAUGAAUUCAGUGGAGAAAUCCCAUCAUCUCUAUUUAACAGUACAUCUUCAUUGCAACAAAUUGUACUUCAAGAUAAUCAGCUUUGGGGCUCCAUACCAUCCUCUAUCUUCAAGAUGUCAACCUUGAAACUAAUUUCUCUCGCAGAAAACAAGUUUUCAGGUCCAAUGCCCUCCAUUUUCUUCAACAUGUCUUCACUGCAACACAUUGAUCUCAGCAAUAAUACACGAUCAGGUACACUACCACCGGAAGUAGGGAACUUAACCAUGCUUAUCCAGUUAUACCUUGCCAAUAACCAUUUCGAAGGUAGUCUCCCACCCUCUUUGUUCAAGUGCAAACAGCUGCAAUAUUUAAGCUUGUGGUCUAAUAAUUUCAAAGGAAAACUAUCACCCGAAAUAGGGAACUUAACCAAGCUCACAUUUUUAAGUCUACCCUACAACAACUGCGAAGGUGCAAUACCAAGUGAAAUUGGUAAUUUGCAUAACCUGGAGAAUUUCGAUUUGGGAAUUAACAAUUUUGUUGGCACAAUUCCACUGGAUAUAUUCAAUAUCUCAACAUUACAAUACUUCGGCCUAUUUGGAAAUCACCUCUUAGACACUCUUCCAUCAGUCAAUCAAUUAGAGGGCUCCAUUCCUAUAUCUUUUGGUGGAUUAGUAAGCUUGGAGGUAUUAGAUCUUGUUGGUAACAACUUAUCUAGAGAGAUACCCAAGUCCUUAGAAGUUCUACGGUACCUCAAAUAUCUAAAUGUCUCCUACAAUAAACUACGAGGAGAAAUUCCAACAAAAGGACUAUUUGUUAACUUCCCAGCUGAAUCAUUCAUGUCAAAUGAUGCACUUUGUGGUGUGAUUAGACUGAAUGUUCCUCCAUGCAAAGAAGCUUCUCUUGGACCAAAAAAGAGGCUUAAUAUAAUGAUUGAUGUGGCAGCGGCACUUGAAUACCUUCAUCUUGGUUAUUCAACACCUAUUGUUUAUUGUGAUUUGAAGCCGAGCGUUGUCUUAUUAGAUGGAGAUAAGGUUGGACAUGUUGCUGAUUUUGGCAUCGCCAAACUCCUAAGUGAUGGAAUUUCUCUCACGCAAACAAUGACCAUGGCUACAAUUGGGUAUAUGGCACCAGAGUAUGGAUAUGAAGGAAUUGUUUCUACAAGAGGUGAUGUGUAUAGUUAUGGAAUCUUAUUGAUGGAAACUUUCACAAAAAAGAAGCCCAUUGCUGAUAUGUUUACCGGCGAAAUGAACUUAAAGCGUUUAGUAAAUGAAUCAUUUUCGCUUUCGAUACUUGAAGUUAUUGAUGCCAAUUUGCUGAGCAAUGAAAAUGACUAUGUUGCUAUGGAGACCUGCUUAUCAGCAACUAUGGGUUUGGCUUUGCAUUGUUGUGCAGAUUUUCCUAAACAGAGGAUCGAUAUAAAAAAUGUUUUAGUAAGACUUAACAAGAUCAAAUUAAAGUAUCUACAUGAUCAUGGAGGAAGGUAA
Juglans regia (Persian walnut) is the source of this 1863-nucleotide messenger RNA. Its product is annotated as probable leucine-rich repeat receptor-like protein kinase At5g63930. The transcript has 6 exons. Gene Ontology annotation, biological process: protein phosphorylation. Gene Ontology annotation, molecular function: protein kinase activity; ATP binding; protein binding. Bases 1 to 1863 code for a protein of 620 amino acids. The record is from RefSeq and is a predicted model, not a curated record. Lineage: Eukaryota; Viridiplantae; Streptophyta; Magnoliopsida; Fagales; Juglandaceae.